UAAAACGCUUCAGAGAACCAAAGCAUGAAAGACGUCCCUGGAAGAUAUGGUUUUUAGAUACUUCCAAGCAAGCCAUAGGGAUGUUGUUCAUCCACUUCGCAAACGUCUAUUUAUCAGACCUUACAGAAGAAGACCCUUGUUCACUGUACCUUAUCAACUUCUUGUUAGAUGCCACAUUAGGAAUGCUGUUAAUCUAUGUUGGUAUACGUGCCGUCAGCAGCAUUGUGGAAUGGCAGCAGUGGGACUCCCUUCGCUUUGGUGAAUACGGUGACCCACUGCAGUGCAAGGCUUGGGUGGGCCAGUGUGCUCUGUACAUAAUGAUUAUGACAUUUGAGAAAACCGUCAUCAUUAUAGUGCUGCUUAUACCUCAAUGGAAAGAGGUAGCUUUAUUGAAUCCUAUAGAGAACCCCCAGUUGGAGCUGGCUAUCGUCAUGCUGAUAGUUCCCUUCUUUGUUAAUGCAUUAAUGUUCUGGGUAGUAGAUAAUUUUCUUAUGAAGAAAGGGAAGACAAAAGCUAAACUUGAAGAAAAGGAAGCAGGACAAGAUUCAAGAAAUGGAAGUAAAGUCCGAUACAGGAGAGCAGCAUCCCAUGAAGAGUCAGAGUCAGAAAUCCUUAUUUCAGCAGACGAUGAGAUGGAGGAAUCGGAUCCUGAAGAGGACCUGCGUAGACUGACCAGCUUAAAGCCCAUUAAGAAAAAGAAGCAUCGUUUUGGUCUACGGAAUAUUUAUGCAUGGAUGUCUGUUUCUUAGCCAGCCCCUGUGAAAAAGAAGCGUCCUCCAGUGAAGGAAGAAGACCUCAAAGGAGCCAGAGGAAACCUUUCCAAAAACCAAGAAAUUAAAUCCAAAACCUACCAAGUGAUGAAGCAGUGUGAACAAAUGGGCUCCGCAGCACCUUCCAUAUUCAGCCGGGAUCGCACAGGGGGUGAAACAGUGUUUGAGAAGCCCAAAGAAGAGCCGGCCAAGAGCGUCUUUGGCUGA
Pterocles gutturalis (yellow-throated sandgrouse) is the source of this 977-nucleotide messenger RNA. Its product is annotated as transmembrane protein 110-like. Gene Ontology annotation, molecular function: calcium channel regulator activity. Gene Ontology annotation, biological process: activation of store-operated calcium channel activity; chondrocyte differentiation; tissue regeneration. Gene Ontology annotation, cellular component: cortical endoplasmic reticulum; membrane; nucleus. The annotation marks the transcript as partial. The record is from RefSeq and is a predicted model, not a curated record. Lineage: Eukaryota; Metazoa; Chordata; Aves; Pterocliformes; Pteroclidae. The transcript has 9 exons.